Messenger RNA from Pseudophryne corroboree (corroboree frog), 1212 nucleotides. RefSeq names its product RAD9-HUS1-RAD1 interacting nuclear orphan 1 (gene RHNO1). Gene Ontology annotation, biological process: DNA damage checkpoint signaling; recombinational repair; cellular response to ionizing radiation. The transcript has 3 exons. NCBI's taxonomy places the organism in Eukaryota, Metazoa, Chordata, Amphibia, Anura, Myobatrachidae. The coding region runs from base 338 to 1081 and encodes 247 amino acids. The record is from RefSeq and is a predicted model, not a curated record. Gene Ontology annotation, cellular component: nucleus; chromosome.
CAGCACGCGAAGCGAACGUCCCCGAAGGCUAGCAACCAAUCGCAGCGCUUCCUUAGCAGAGCCCGGCGGCCAAUCACGGAGCGCGUUUUAUAUCAGGACGGCAACAGCUUAGACUCGGUGAGAGAGGAUUGUACCGGAGGUGAGGAGAGCGGAGCCGGCGGGCGGGCGGCACCGGGACGGUUUGGAUUUGCACCGGCCUGUCCUGCGGUCUGCCGCCUGCAGUUGCUGAAUGUUCUAGAACGUGCCGUGAAAUCUCCUGAAUACGUCCUGUUGUCCCCGGCAACUCCAAGUCGCCUUUUCACCAUGUGGUUCCCACAAUACCGGCCAUUAAGUGCUGAUGCCUCCAAAGAAACGAGCCGCUUGUAAUCCACGGAAAACACGUCUGGCUUUCCUGGAAAGCCCACGUCAGGGUUCUGUUCAUGAGUAUGGGACUGCUCCACCAAAGGCUGACCCUAAAUGUGUGCCCACCAAACCAGUGGACCAGGACACAUCCACUUCUUGGGUGUCCCCGCAGUUCAGUCAAACGGUAGAGCUGAAUUUCCCGGCACGUCGGCGCCUCCGGCACACCUCUAACAACAGCACCGUGCAGAGCCGCGCAAGGGAUGCCAGCCAGAGCCGUCCGAGGGCACCAGGGAGGAAGCAGAGCGUCUGUAAAUUCCCAUCCUUAUCGUUCACUAGCCAAGCGCCUGCUGAGCUAGUACAAACUCAAUCGUUCUGCGCCAGGAGGCCGAAGCCAAGCGUACUUCCGCGCGCACCUGCGCCAAGGUCUCCUCUGCAGGAUCUGCCUUGUAGUAAGACUCUUAGCCCCCCAGAUAUACAGACCCCAGAGACUAGUCGGCUACAAAGCAAGCUGCUCUCGCCUGGCGCAGGCGAGGUUCUGACGCCGGUUUCCAGGAGGCAUGGAGAGCUGUGCGAUGUAACAGACCUAUCGGUUGAAAACAGCCCAGGGCCGGUGCUGGCAGAAGACACCCCGGAACAUGAAUACGGGGUCCGUAUCACGUGGCGGAGACGGCAGGAACUCAUGAAAUACCUGAAAUCGCGGGGAAGGCUAGAGAGCAGCCAGAUACAGGUGAAGCCGUGACAGCGUCAUGUAAACGGACUGAGAUGAAGCUUCAUAUUGAUCACCCUGUGUGCUGAUUAUGGACACUGAGUGAUAAUCUACAGAAAUGAUGCAUAAUGCAUUAAAGCUCAUAGUGCACUUACUUAUCAUCA